UCCUAUACAUGCUGUUCCUACACGGAAAGAUUUUAAUUCACCCGACUAGAUUGUUAUCAAAGGGCAAGCGAAAAGGGAGGUGCUCGUAACUUGACCAGGCUGCGGGACCGAGCGGAAGUUCCGGUUCACCCGCUACACGGAGAGCAUUCUGGGAGCCGGAAGGCGGAUCUCCUACGGUCUACCGCCGCGCCGGCAGACUCGCGUGGUACGAGAGCGCGUGGUUGGCGUGUUGCUGGAGCGCGGGACGCGUGCACGGAGAUUAGGAGUGGCCGAAAGCCUGUCCUCGGUGUAGAAUCUGAGACCGCGAGCUAUGGUGGGGAGAUCCCGGCGGCGCGGAGCGGCCAAGUGGGCAGCUGUGCGGGCCAAGGCAGAUCGCGGCCCAACGGACGAAAAGGAGGACGAUUUAGAAUUGCCGCCCUCACCAGGGGACUCCAGCUACUACCAAGAUAAGGUAGAUGAUUUCCAUGAGGCCCGUUCUCGAGCCGCCUUGGCUAAGGGCUGGAGCGAAGUAGAGAGUGGGGACGAGGAGGAGGAUGGCGAUGAGGAGGAGGAGGUGCUAGCCCUAGAUAUUGCUGAUGAGGACGAUGAGGAUGGAGAGAGUGGCGGGGCUGAGGAGGAUGAUGAUGGUGGGAGCUCCGUGCAGAGUGAGGCUGAGGCCUCUGUGGACCCCAGUUUGUCGUGGGGUCAAAGGAAAAAACUUUAUUAUGACACGGACUAUGGGUCCAAGUCCCGAGGCCGGCAGAGUCAACAAGAAGUAGAGGAGGUGGAAAGAGAGGAGGAGGAGGAGGCACAGCUCAUUCAGCGGCGGCUAGCCCAAGCCCUGCAAGAGGAUGACUUUGGGGUUACCUGGGUGGAGGCCUUUGCAAAACCUCAGGCGCCUCAGGUAGAUGAGUCUGAGACACGGGUUGUGAAGGACUUGGCAAAGGUUUCGGUGAAAGAGAAGCUAAAGAUGCUGAGGAAGGAAUCACCAGAGCUCUUGGAGCUGAUUGAAGACUUGAAAGUUAAGUUGACAGAGGUGAAAGAUGAACUGGAGCCAUUGUUGCAAUUGGUGGAGCAAGGGAUCAUUCCACCUGGAAAAGGAAGUCGAUACCUGAUGACCAAAUACAACCUCUAUUUGAACUACUGCUCCAACAUCAGUUUUUAUUUGAUCCUGAAAGCUAGGAGAGUCCCUGCACACGGACAUCCUGUUAUAGAAAGGCUUGUUACCUACCGAACUUUGAUCAACAAGCUGUCAGUUGUGGAUCAGAAACUGUCCUCUGAAAUUCGUCAUCUACUCACAUUUAAGGAUGAUACUGGAAAGACAAAACUAACUCCAAAAGCAAAAUCCACCAAGGCCAAACCAAUAUCUGUUUCAGAGGCUGCCGCUGCCGUUACAGAUCUUUCUGAUGAUUCCAAUUUUGAUGAAGCUGCACUGAAAUACUCUAAAGAAACAGAAGACAGGCAAAAGUUGAAGAGAAAGAAAGAAGAAAAUAGUACUGAAGAACAGGCCCUUGAAGAUAAAAAUGCAAAGAGAGCCAUUACCUAUCAGAUUGCUAAAAAUAGGGGACUUACACCUAGGAGAAAGAAGAUUGAUCGCAAUCCCAGAGUGAAACACCGGGAAAAGUUCAGAAGAGCCAAAAUUCGCAGAAGAGGCCAGGUUCGUGAAGUUCGCAGAGAGGAGCAACGUUAUAGUGGUGAAAUAUCUGGAAUUCGUGCAGGAGUUAAAAAGAGCAUUAAGCUUAAGUAAACUUUUUGCUUUAAGUUUUGUGUUUUUUGCAAGUUCUGGAUCAAUAAAUUUUCAUUUUAAGUAGUGAA
Molecule: messenger RNA, 1794 nt
Organism: Phyllostomus discolor (pale spear-nosed bat)
Lineage: Eukaryota; Metazoa; Chordata; Mammalia; Chiroptera; Phyllostomidae
Gene: UTP3
Product: UTP3 small subunit processome component
Exons: 1
Coding region: 311-1726 (471 amino acids)
Biological process (GO): maturation of SSU-rRNA from tricistronic rRNA transcript (SSU-rRNA, 5.8S rRNA, LSU-rRNA)
Cellular component (GO): small-subunit processome; nucleolus
Source: RefSeq, a predicted model, not a curated record